Messenger RNA from Miscanthus lutarioriparius, 3009 nucleotides. The record is from the annotation of a GenBank genome assembly. Lineage: Eukaryota; Viridiplantae; Streptophyta; Magnoliopsida; Poales; Poaceae.
AUGAAGCUUCAACAUGAAACCUCCGAUGCCGAGGCGCUGGUCUCGGCAGCAUCAAAGAACCUCUCGUCCUCUUCAUCGGCAUUUGUUUCAGCAAACCAGUCCCCUUUCUUCACGCCACGGUCACUGUCUGCCCGUGUCCCGGAGCACACUGAUCCUGAGAACAAGUGCCCUUCCAAUGGCAUUGCGCUGAAAAUCUGUGAUAUACUCUCUGGUGAUUCCUUCACACCACAGGAGCAGUUACCAUCAGCUAGUGUCGGGGUCUUGCCGUCAGAUGUGUCUCCUCCUAUUAGCCUCUGCACUUCAAGCAACUUUGGCACUCCAGCGAUUGUCUACAACAAUCCCAGCUUUGUUUCUACUUUCAAUGGCCCAUGCCAAGGUAGUUCAUCAGCGACCAGCAAUGGUGGUCGUUCUGCUCCGAAGGAAAAACACAAGAGGCUAGGGGGGAUAUAUCGGAAAUCAUCAUCGUCCCAACCGACAACAUCAGCGGCCUCUGUCAGUAGGAUUCGCAGUUACGAUGUGUACAUUGGAUUUCACGGCCGCAAGGCUUCACUGCUGAGGUUCACAAACUGGCUCCGUGCAGAACUAGAGAUCCAUGGAAUCAGCUGCUUUGUUUUUGACAGGUCUAGAUGCCGAAAUUCUCGCAGCCACGAUGCUGUCGAGAGGAUAAUGAAUGCUUCCACCUAUGGAGUUGUUAUCCUCACGAAGAAGUCAUUUGGCAACCCUUAUACCAUUGAGGAGCUCAGGAACUUCUUUGGUAAGAAAAAUCUUAUCCCUAUAUUUUUCGACUUGGAUGCAGCUGAUUGCCUUGCCAGGGAUAUCAUCGAGAAGCGAGGAGAAUUGUGGGAGAAACAUGGCGGUGAGCUGUGGAUGUUGUAUGGUGGGAUGGAACAUGAGUGGAUGGAAUCAGUUGAUGCUCUUUCUCGGGUGGUAGAUGUGCAAUUAGAAGCAAAUGAUGGCAACUGGAGAGAUUGCAUACUGCAAGCAAUCAUUCUUUUGGCCACAAAAUUAGGCAGGAGAAGCGUGGUUGAUAGGGUGAACAGGUGGAAAGGGAGGAUGGAGAAGGAGGAAUUCCCUUUCCCUCGUAACGAUGAUUUUGUCGGCAGGAAAAAAGAGCUCUCUGAAUUAGAACUCAUUUUGUUUGGUGAUGUCACGGGAGAUGGAGAAAGAGAAUAUUUUGAGCUCAAGACAAAGCAGAGAAGAAAAGGCCUUGCAGUUAGGCGGUCUACUAACAAUCAUGAGCACGUAAAUACCGAUGACAGCAAAGGUAAGGAGCCAGUUUCUUGGAAGGAGACUGAGAAAGAUAUUGAGAUGCAGAGAUUGGGUAGUCCAUUGCGGCAUGGGCGUCCAGUGAGAGUGAAGAAUGGCGUAAGGUGUGGAAGGAAAAAAAGAUCUAGGAAGAUACUUUAUGGUAAGGGUAUUGCUUGCAUAUCAGGGGAGCCUGGAAUUGGCAAGACAGACAUGGUUUUGGAGUAUGCAUAUAGAUUCUUCCAGAGAUACAAGAUGGUUCUGUGGGUCAGAGGGGAAAGCCGAUAUAUUCGACAGAACUAUUUGGCUCUGCGAACUUUUCUGGAAGUUGACUUAAGUGUAGGUACUCACUUGCAUGAAAAGGGAAGUGAUCGAUGCUUUGAAGAGCAAGAAGAGGAAGCCAUUGCCAAAAUUCGUCAAGAAUUGAUGCGCGACAUACCAUUCUUAGUCAUAAUUGAUAAUUUGGAGAGUGAGAAGGACUGGUGGGAUAAGAGAGUCAUAAUGGACCUUCUGCCACACUUUGGUGGGGAGACUCACUUUAUCAUAACAACACGUCUUCCACGAGUGAUGAACUUGGAACCAAUGAAGCUUUCUUAUUUAUCUGGUGCUGAGGCAAUGGCUUUAAUGAAGGGAGGUGUCAAGGACUAUCCACUGGUGGAAACUGAUGCACUCAAAAUCAUUGAGGAAAAGCUUGGAAGACUACCUCUUGGCCUAAGUAUUGUUGGAGCUAUACUCUCAGAGCUUCCAAUCACUCCAACUAGGCUACUUGACACAUUGAAUCGUACACCGCUCAUCAGGAAUUCUUCAUGGAAUGACAGAGAAGUUCUCAGCUUGAAAAAUCAUGAAAUCCUUGUCCGGCUGCUGGAUGUGUGCUUAUCAAUAUUUGACCAUGCAGAUGGUCCUAGGAGUCUGGCAACUCGGAUGGUUCAAGUAUGUGGUUGGUUUGCACCCUCUGCAGUUCCAGUUCACAUGUUGGCUUGGGCUGCACACAAAGUCCCAAAGAAGCACCGGAGGGGUCCAAGGUGGAGGAAGUGGUGGCGAACACUUACUUGUGGCCUUGCAACUUCUAGGAUGAAGAGAUCUGAAGCUGAAGCAGCUGCAAUGUUAAUAAGGUUUGGAAUUGCCAGAUGCAGUGCAAAGCCUGAACAUGUACAGUUCCAUGAUCUGAUCAGGCUAUAUGCUCGAAAGCGAGGAGGCACAAGAACAGCUCAGGCCGUGGUCCAAUCAGUGUACCUCCAAGGCUCAAUCAAACUUUCCUCCGAGCACCUGUGGGCUUCGUGCUUCAUGGUUUUUGGAUUUGGUUCUGAUCCUCUGUUGGUAGAACUGAGACCAUCUGAACUAAUGUUCUUUGUGAAACAGAUUGUCAUGCCACUUGCAAUACACACAUUUAUAACAUACUCCCGCUGUAACGCAGCACUAGACCUGCUUCGCCUGUGCACUGAUGCAUUAGAGAGAGCAGCUGAGUCCAUGCUUGUUCAUGCUGGAAAAUGGAGAGAAACAUCAUUCUCCUGCUUUAGGCAAGCUCAUUCAGAAGCCCAGUACACUUAUCUUUGGCAGGAGCUGGCUCUUCUGAAAGCUUCUGUACUGGAAACAAGGGCCAAGCUGAUGCUCCGGGGUGGACAAUAUGACAUUGGAGAUGACCUGAUAAGAAAGGCGAUAUUUAUCCGCACUUCUAUCUGUGGCGAGCACCAUCCUGACACUGUUUCUGCUCGAGAAACCCUCAGUAAACUCACAAGGCUUCUUACAACUGUUCAGCUUAGUUGA